Molecule: messenger RNA, 4392 nt
Organism: Anas platyrhynchos (mallard)
Lineage: Eukaryota; Metazoa; Chordata; Aves; Anseriformes; Anatidae
Gene: NOS2
Product: nitric oxide synthase 2
Biological process (GO): nitric oxide biosynthetic process
Molecular function (GO): flavin adenine dinucleotide binding; NADP binding; FMN binding
Source: RefSeq, a predicted model, not a curated record
UUUUGCAUACAUAGCCCUGGAGUAUAAAAUGCUUGUGCCUCACAGGACGGGUGUGGAGCAGGAGAGAUUAAAGGGAAGCAACUUCCAUACAGAAGACCAUCUCCUUGCAGAUUUGGAAAACUCUCUCACAAAGACACGAAGUGUUCCAACAUCACUCAAAACAAGAUUUCAGCAGUGCGAAGUAAAAUUGUAAAUAAGGUAUAAAAAUGCUGUGCCCAUGGCAGUUUGCAUUCAAACCUCAUGCUGCUAAGAACCGGUCCUCCAAAGUGACGGAUAUCAAUAAUAACGUGGAGAAAGAUAUGAAGAUCAAUGGCUUAGUGAAAGAUGAUGCCAAAUUGCACGAUCUAAUCAAGAAGCAGAAAGAGAAGCUGCCUAUCGUAACUUCAGCAGAGAAACCCCCAGAAAAUGGUAUCAAAGCUUCAAACCAAAUAUCAAGAUGUCCAAGACAUGUAAAAGUAAGAAACUUGGAAAAUGGAUCCAGCUUUCUUGACACACUACACCUGACAGCAAAGGAGGUUAUCAAUUGCCGCACCAAAGCAUGCCAAGGGGCACUUAUGACCCCAAAGGGCUUGGUGAGGGGCACUAGAGAUGGGCCAGUUCCUCAGGCAGAGCUUUUACCUCAGGCAAUAGACUUUGUCAAGCAGUACUACAGUUCAUUUAAAGAGUCAAAAAUAGAAGAACACCUGGCCCGACUGGAAGCAGUGACCAAAGAGAUAGAAACAACAGGAACCUACCAUCUGACACAGGAUGAACUGAUCUUUGCUGCCAAACAGGCCUGGAGGAAUGCUCCGAGAUGUAUUGGGAGAAUCCAGUGGUCCAAUCUACAGGUAUUCGAUGCACGUGACUGUAAAACAGCCAAGGAAAUGUUUGAGCAUAUCUGUCGUCAUGUUCAGUAUGCAACAAACAAUGGAAACAUAAGGUCAGCCAUCACUAUCUUCCCACAGAGGACUGAUGGGAAGCAUGAUUUCCGUGUUUGGAACAGCCAGCUCAUCCGAUAUGCUGGAUAUCAAAUGCCAGAUGGGUCUGUCCUAGGAGACCCUGCAAGUGUGGAGUUCACAAAGUUGUGCAUUGAUCUUGGGUGGAAGCCGAAAUAUGGCCGCUUUGAUGUAGUUCCACUCAUUCUCCAAGCAAACGGCCAAGAUCCAGAAAUAUUUGAAUUCCCGCCAGAAAUUAUCCUUGAAGUGCCAAUGGAGCAUCCAAAGUAUGAAUGGUUUAAGGAGUUAGAUCUGAAAUGGUACGCGCUGCCUGCUGUUGCCAACAUGCUCCUUGAGGUGGGAGGCCUGGAAUUUACUGCGUGUCCUUUCAAUGGCUGGUACAUGGGGACAGAGAUAGGAGUGCGAGACUUCUGUGAUGUGCAGCGGUACAAUAUCCUGAAGGAGGUAGGAAGAAGAAUGGGACUGGAAACAAACAAACUUUCAUCACUAUGGAAAGACCGAGCUGUUGUAGAGAUAAAUGUGGCUGUGCUUUAUAGCUUCCAAAAACAAAACGUUACUAUCAUGGAUCACCACUCAGCUGCUGAAUCCUUCAUGAAAUAUAUGCAGAAUGAGUACCGUGUGCGAGGAGGCUGCCCCGCUGACUGGGUGUGGAUUGUACCUCCUAUGUCAGGGAGCAUAACUCCCGUGUUCCACCAGGAGAUGUUGAACUAUGUCCUCACUCCCUUCUUUUACUACCAGGUGGAUGCAUGGAAAACACACAUCUGGCAUGAUGAGUCUCAGAGGCCAAUGAAAAGAGAAAUAAAAUUGAGUGUCUUGGCAAAGGCUGUACUCUUUGCAUCUUCACUCAUGCAAAAAGCAAUGGCAACAAGGUCCAAGGUCACUGUGAUCUAUGCAACAGAGACUGGGAAAUCUGAAACACUAGCCAACAAUCUGUGCAGCUUGUUCAGCUGUGCCUUCAACACUAAGAUUCUGUGCAUGGAUGAAUACAACAUCAGUGACCUGGAAAAAGAAACGCUUCUUUUAGUGGUUACUAGCACUUUUGGAAAUGGAGAUUCUCCAAAUAAUGGAAAGACAUUGAAGAACUCCUUGCUCACCCUGAAAUUGCUGGAAAAGAAAAUUAGAUAUGCCGUGUUUGGUUUGGGAUCUACCAUGUAUCCUGAAUUCUGUGCCUUUGCUCAUGCCAUUGACCAAAAACUGGCCCAACUAGGGGCUUCACAGCUCAUUCCAAUAGGUGAAGGAGAUGAACUCAAUGGGCAAGAAGAAGCCUUUCGCACAUGGGCAGUCAGUGCAUUCAAGACUGCCUGUGACAUUUUUAACAUCCGUGGGAAAAACAGUAUUCAGUUGCCUAAGAUGUAUACCUCAGAUGAAAUCUGGAAUCCUAAGAAAUACAGGAUACUGCAUGAGUCUCAAACCAUGGACUUGGCUAAAGCACUUACAAACAUUCAUGGAAAGGAUGUAAUUCCCAUGAAGCUGAAAUUCAGACAGAAUCUUCAGAGUUUAAAAUCCAGUCGCGUUACCAUUCUAGUUAAGCUUUCCUGUGAGACUAAUCAGGAAGUGCGCUACCUGCCCGGAGAACAUAUUGGGAUUUUCCCAGGCAACCAGCCAGAACUGGUCCAUGGCCUCAUUUCACGUGUUAAGGAUGCCCCUCCAGCUGAUCAGACUGUCAGACUUGAAACCUGCACUGAAGGUGGCUACUGGACAAGUGACAAAAAGAUUCCAGCCUGCACACUCUCCCAAGCUUUGACAUAUUUGCUUGAUAUCACUACUCCACCCUCCCAACAACUGCUAAAAAAGAUUUCCCAGCUGGUAACAGCAGAAGGAGACAAACAGAGACUGGAAGUUCUAUGUCAUAACACAGAAGAAUACAAUAAAUGGAAGUUUUACAACAGCCCAAACAUCCUGGAGGUCCUGGAAGAGUUUCCUUCUGCUGAAGUCUCAACAGCUUUCUUGUUGACUCAGCUGCCGUUUCUGAAACCCAGGUACUAUUCUGUCAGUUCUUCCUGUGACAUGACGCCCAGAGAGAUUCAUCUGACAGUUGCAGUAGUCAAUUACAGGACAAGAGAUGGACAAGGGCCUUUGCAUCAUGGAGUUUGCAGCACAUGGCUGAAUAAAAUAAGUCUCAAUGAAGUAGUGCCAUGCUUUGUGCGCAGUGGUAACGGAUUCCAGCUCCCAAAGGAGCCAACCAAGCCCUGCAUUCUGAUCGGCCCAGGAACAGGAAUUGCUCCAUUCAGAAGUUUCUGGCAGCAACGUCUCUAUGACUUGGAAAAGAAAGGGAUCAAAGGUGGUGACAUGACAUUAUUGUUUGGCUGCCGGCAGCCAGACAUGGAUCAUAUCUACAGAGAAGAAACAGAAGAAAUGAAGAGGAAAGGAGUUCUGAAAGAAGUUUUUACAGCUUACUCCAGGCAACCUGGCCAAGCUAAAGUCUAUGUUCAAGACAUUCUUCAAAACAAGUUGGAAGCCAAAGUGUGCAAUCUCUUGCAUAAAGAGGAUGGACAUCUGUAUGUCUGUGGAGAUGUACGCAUGGCCAGGGAUGUUGCUCAGACUUUGAAAGGGAUACUUGUAAAAAAACUGAACCUCACAGAGCAGCAGGCAGAAGAGUAUUUCUUCGAGCUGAAGAGCCAAAAACGUUACCAUGAAGAUAUAUUUGGGGCUGUGUUCCCACAUGAAGUCAAAAGAGAUGUAAAAGCUUUGCAACCCAUCAGUCCAAGCACAAAUUAACAGACAUCUUAAACCAUAAUUGCACAUUUGAUGUUAUUUUCAAAGAUCAAGGGGUCAAAUUCUCUUCCUUAUUCAUGUUAAAUAACACACACAUAUCUGACUGUAGGAUUUGACUUCUAAAUCUUAGCCUUAAGUAAGAAAAAUAUGAAAUAUAACUUUUUUUUUUUUCUAUUUAUUCUGGGACUUCUUUUAAUUAUCUGAAUAGUGAAGAUGAAAAAUAUUUUUUUAAUUCUGUCUAGGCUAGUACACAUCUACUGUCUUUUGUAAAUAUAAAAAAUAUAAAACCUGCUCACGAGGAAAAUAGAGUGGUUUUUACUAUGAACUAGAAGUAAUUUUUUUUAUUUGUUUUUAAAUGGACUAUUUAUCUGUGUGGAUUUAUUUAUAUUGUUUUACUGUUUUAUGUUCACUUUAAAGCAAGAAAAUGAAUGGUUGUGUCACUUGGAAAUAUCUAGUGACACCUCUUGUUGAAUCUGAAGCAGUACUUGCAAAUGUGGUAAUAAUAUAAUGGCUCAUAAGUGGAAAUACCUGCUGCAUACACUUCAGAUGUAUCCACAUGAGGACGUAGCAGUUUUGAUUUCUGCUUUAUGCGAUUCAGAUGUAUCAACCUGAAUUGUCGUUGUCACAGGGCCUGUGCCAGUGAGACUCAGAAAAUUCCAAAGCACUUUGUACAUUUGAAUUGUUUGCUCUGACUUACUUGAUUUGUUUGCAAUAAAAGACACCUUUAUGUUGAGACAAACAA